AUGCCAGCUUCAGGAUCCGGAACCUCACUUCUCGCCGACGUUGAUUUGGAAGACUGCAAUCCCGGAUUCACCCCGCGAUGGGAAUUCCGGCCUGAUCUUGACAAGAUGAGAAUAACGAUCCAAGCCAUCUUCCACACCGAAAACGUUCACGUCAAGCAUUUCGCCGAAGGUUGCUUCAACAAGCUUUGCGAAGUGCAAGUCAACGAUCAAGCUCCGCUGUUGCUGCGUGUCGCGCUCCCUGUUGAUCCGCAGAAGAAGACCAUGAGCGAAGUUGCUACGAUUCAAUGGGCCUCGGCAAUCACCGAUAUUCCGAUACCGAAAGUCAUUCAUUUUGAUGCGUUGCGCGAUUCUCCGAUUACUUAUGAAUGGAUCUUGAUGAGCAAGCUCCCAGGCGCACGGUUGGAGGAAACAUGGCGGCAUCUCACCCUCCCCCAGAAAACCGACACAGUCCGCCAAAUCGCUUCUUUCAUAGCGUCUCUGUUUCUCGAGAAGUUUUCCGGAAUUGGCAACAUCUACCCUCCCGUAUGCGCAAGCGAGCUGCCAAGACCCGGUCCAAUUGUCUCUACUUGCUUUUUCUACGGCCUAAUCAACAAAUCCGACAUCAAUCGUGGACCCUUCCGAAACAGCAGCGAGUGGUUUGCAGCACGGCUUGAGGCGAUGAAAAGGGAUGCGACAGCGACUAUGGCAAAGUGGUGUGGCAAGGGAGACCAUGACUGUGAUGCGGUGAAGGAGAUCGACGAUGCCGCCCGGACAUUUGAGAUUGCUCAAAGAUUGCUACGGCUGAUUUGGCGCAUCUUUCCAUUCCACGCUGAAGCAGAGACCACAGUUCUUUAUCACGACGACUUACACGGAAACAACAUUCUUGUUGACGACAUGGGAAACAUUACAGGCAUUGUUGAUUGGGAGUGUGUGUCCAUCGUCCCCCUUUGGAAAGCCUGUGGCGUCCCCCAAUUCCUCUUUGAACAACCGCGAUGGGCUGAGCCUGAUCACAGACGAUACCGGCACGACACGAACGGCGAGAUAUGCGACCUUUACCAUAAGCAUUUACAUCAACAUGAAACUACACUCUUGCGUGAGGUGUUCUUGGUGGAAAUGGAACGACUUGACUCGCGAUGGAUGGAGAUCUACAAAAAGACUCAAUUACAAAGGGAUUUUGACUUUGCCGUACAGUUUUGCGAUAAUGUAGCCGUUUUGAAACAUAUCGUCAAGUGGGCUGAUGCUGUGGAGGCUGGAGGGGACGUACCAAGGAUGUGGGACUUGGUAUGGGCUAGUACGCUGAAGUGGUAUUGA
Messenger RNA from Fusarium redolens, 1290 nucleotides. Its product is annotated as phosphotransferase enzyme family-domain-containing protein. NCBI's taxonomy places the organism in Eukaryota, Fungi, Ascomycota, Sordariomycetes, Hypocreales, Nectriaceae. The record is from RefSeq and is a predicted model, not a curated record. The coding region runs from base 1 to 1290 and encodes 429 amino acids. The transcript has a single exon.